Alosa sapidissima (American shad) is the source of this 1943-nucleotide messenger RNA. It is a transcript of the gene b3gnt7l, whose product is annotated as UDP-GlcNAc:betaGal beta-1,3-N-acetylglucosaminyltransferase 7, like. Gene Ontology annotation, molecular function: hexosyltransferase activity. Lineage: Eukaryota; Metazoa; Chordata; Actinopteri; Clupeiformes; Clupeidae. Bases 308 to 1612 code for a protein of 434 amino acids. Gene Ontology annotation, cellular component: membrane. The record is from RefSeq and is a predicted model, not a curated record. The transcript has a single exon.
ACAGAUGAAAGGAGCAGCGGAAUAUAGAAGCCAACCGUGAAGUGUCGGCGGUGACAUCUCCAUCAACAAACCAUAAAGGAAGAUCGACUUUGGAAGAGAUUUUCGGGGAAAAGCUUCGCUCUGUCCAUGGUGUGCGGAGCGCGCGCCUCCGAGCGCAGCCUGUAUUCCGGAGAUGCCCAGACAGACCGCGCGAUGUGCUCAAAGAGCGAGAACAUCUCGUCUCGACAGCAUGUCUAACGGAGGAACGCCGCUUGUUGCUCUCACUGAAACACGAAAUAUGAAUUCAAUUUGUGGAUAUGAAUCUUGAAUGGAAAGUUUUCAGUCCAUUCGAAAGGGUUUUACACCCUGCUUGAGGCACGCAGCAGUGAUGGAUUAUUUUUUCAGGCGAAAGAGAGUUUUCAAGACUCUCUUAACUUUAGCCCUUGUUUUUGCCACCCUGCUGAUGAUACAAAAAUUCAAGGUACUUGAAAGCAAUAUGAAGGAAAUACAUUUGGACGUUAAAAGCAGUUGGUGUGGGCCUGAGUGCCAAUUAGUAAAGGGGAAAUCCUCCAUCAAGUCUCCCGCUGGAAAUUAUUCUUCGCCAGCUCAGGUCGAGGAUUCGAAUGCAGCUCGUGUCAUCGUUACGAAGCCCAGCAGCCUGGCAUCCUGGGACGUGGAUGUGAUCAACUGCACGGAAGAUUCAUCCGUACGGGCUAAAGAUUGGUUUCGACGACUGGACUCGAGGUUUCAUCAGUUCGUGCUUCACAGACAUUGCCGGUAUUUCCCCAUGCUCAUUGACCAUCCAGAGAAGUGUCGAAGUGGAGACGUGGAUCUACUCAUGGUGGUAAAGUCCGUUAUCGAACAACAUGACAGGCGUGAAGCCGUGCGAAAGACGUGGGGUAAAGAGCAGGUCAUCGAUGGCAAAAGAAUUAAGACUUUGUUUCUCCUUGGGACCCCAUCAACUGGUAAGGAUGCGAAGAACUUGCAGAAGCUAGUGGAAUAUGAGGAUAAGAUAUAUGGAGAUAUUCUACAGUGGGAUUUCAUGGACACCUUUUUUAAUCUCACAUUGAAGGAGGUGAAUUUUCUGAAAUGGUUCCACAUUCACUGUUCCAAGGUUCAGUUUAUCUUCAAAGGUGAUGACGACGUUUUUGUGAAUACACAGAACUUGGUGGAACUUUUCGGUUUUAAGACAGAGGAAGGCAAAGUUGAUAAUUUAUUUGUAGGGGAUACAAUUGCUAAAGCCAUACCCAUCCGAAACCGCCAAAGCAAAUAUUAUAUUCCUAAAGAAUUGUUUGAUAAACCCUAUCCUCCAUACGUGGGGGGAGGCGGGUUUCUUAUGUCAGCGCAGUUGGCCCGGAGAUUGUUCGUGGUCUCCGAGGGGCUAGAAUUGUACCCCAUAGACGACGUGUUCCUCGGUAUGUGUUUACAAAAGCUGCACCUUGCGCCGGAAAUGCAUCCAGGUUUUAGGACAUUUGGGAUCAUGAAACACAGAAAAAACAGCCCCAUGAACAGCGAGCCUUGCUUCUUCAAGAACCUCAUCAUCAUCCACAAACUCACCCCGCAGGAGCUACUCAGAAUGUGGGAUAUAGUGAAUAACGAAAACCUCAUAUGCGCCAAAAGGACUCUCUUGUGAUGCGUUGGAGUUAAAGGGAAUGUUUUACCAGGACAGAGAGACGCAACUGACCUUGGACACCACCUUAAAACAUUUCACUUUGGCACACACCCAGGACAACAAAUGCUUCACAGUUCGAGCUGGCUAUUUAAGAUGAAAUAAGCGUUACCCUGGAUCAAAGCUACGGGAAGUGGUGUAGCCUAAGUGUUACUCCACGUCUAUUUAGUAAGAAAAACACAGCUCACUGCGCAACAAUCUAUAGGCCUCGAAUGAAACACGACUCUAGAAUCGCUAUGAAUGUUCCAUGCCAGUGUAAAACUGGAGAAAUAAAAACACAACACACUGUGAUGAA